CUCGGAGCGGCGAGAUCUGAGGCGACUCAACACGGCGUUCAAAUCUCUCUCUCUCUCCUUCUCUCUCUCUCUCUCUCUCUCUCUCUCCUUCUCUCUCUCUCUCUCUCUCUCUCUCUCUCCUUCUCUCUCUCUCUCUCUCCUUCUCUCUCUCUCUCUCUCUCUCUCUCUCACUCCCCCCUCCUCCCCCCCUCCCUCGUCUUCCUACCUGAUUCAGAUCCGCUCCGACGCUAUGCGUACCGAGCGCGUCUCUCUCUGCAAGGCGAGCACCACCGGAGAGAGAGAGAGAGAGACCCGCACGCUGCCGCCGCACGCCGCCGACCGUGAGCACCUAAACGCCGGCCGGACGAGCGACCCAGGCCGGGCAACAGGAGCGGGGAGACGCCGCCGCUGAUUAACCUCCAGGUGGAGGACGGAGGACGGAAUUAACGCGCCGAGAGUUUUGGCGAGUGCGGCGUCCCGGAGCCCGCCGUCCCCUUCUUCUUCUUCCCCUUCUUCUUCUUCCCCUUCUUUUAUUCCUCCUCCUCUCGCCAUGGCCUCCAAGCUGAACCCCAACGUCCUGUACGUGGCGGAGCACGGCGACUCUCUGGGGUCGCCCCAAGCGGACUCGGAGAGGACUCACAUCGCCGGAGAAGCUGGAGACGAGUCAUCGGACAGCGACGGGGAACAAGAGGAGACAUCGCACAAGUUGAUCCGCAAGGUGUCGACUUCGGGACAGAUACGGGCCAAGAAAAGCGUGAAGGAGGGGAUCCUGUUAAAGCAGACAAGCUCUUUCCAGAGAUGGAAGAGGAGGUACUUCAAACUCAGAGGGAGGACCCUCUACUACGCCAAAGACUGCAAGUCUCUGAUUUUUGAUGAAGUGGACCUAUCGGACGCAAGUGUGGCCGAGACCAGCACCAAGAACAUCAACAACAGCUUCACGGUGAUCACUCCAUUUCGCAAACUAAUGUUAUGCGCCGAGAGCAGGAAGGAAAUGGAGGACUGGAUCGUCGCUCUCAAAUCCGUCCAGAAAUGGGAAACCUACGAGGCCAGCCAGUUCAACAUGGAGCAUUUCUCCGGGAUGCACAACUGGUACGCCUGCUCGCACGCCAGACCGACCUUCUGCAACGUCUGCCGGGAGGCUCUGCCGGGCGUCACCUCCCACGGCCUCUCCUGCGAAGUGUGCAAGUUCAAGGCUCAUAAGCGCUGUGCAGUUCGCUCCACCAACAACUGCAAAUGGACCACGCUGGCCUCCAUAGGGAAUGACAUCAUCGAGGACGAGGAAGGGGUGUUCAUGCCCCACCAGUGGCUGGAAGGCAACCUGCCGGUCAGUGCCAAGUGUGUGGUGUGCGACAAGAACUGUGGCAGCGUGCGGCGGCUGCAGGACUGGCGCUGCCUCUGGUGCAAAGCCAUCGUCCACAACAGCUGUAAAGAACAAAUGGGCAAGGUGUGUCCAUUGGGUCAAUAUCGAGUGUCAAUCAUUCCUCCCACUGCACUUAACAGCAUCGACUCAGAUGGCUUCUGGAAGGCCAACUCUGCGUCGUGCUCCAGCCCCCUCCUGGUCCUGGUCAACUCCAAAAGCGGAGACAACCAGGGCGUGAAGUUCCUCCGCAAGUUCAAGCAGCUCCUCAACCCGGCUCAAGUCUUUGACCUGAUGAACGGAGGACCGGAGCUCGGCCUGCGCCUCUUCCAGAAGUUCGUGACGUUUCGUAUCCUGGUGUGUGGGGGAGACGGCAGCGUGGGCUGGGUGCUCUCGGAGCUGGAUAAACUCAACCUCCAUAAACAGUGCCAGCUCGGCGUCCUGCCUCUGGGAACGGGCAACGACCUGGCCCGGGUUCUGGGCUGGGGGGGCCUCUGUGACGACGACGCCCAGCUGCUGCAGAUCCUGGAGAAGCUGGAGAGAGCCACCACCAAAAUGCUGGACCGAUGGAGCGUGAUGACGUACGAGGUGCCCACGCCCACCAAACGCACGCCGCUGGGCCGAGACGACGACGGCCUCGAUUCGCCUCUGCAGGGCCACAUCACUCAGUACGCCGACUCCGUGGCCUCCCACCUCGCCAAGAUCCUGGACUCGGACAAGCACAGCGAUGUCAUUUCCUCUGCCAAGUUCCUGUGUGGGACGGUGAACGACUUCGUGGCGGAGGUGGGGAAGGCGUACGAGAGAGCCACAGAGAACAAGGAGGAGGCAGAUGCCAUGGCAAAGAAGUGUUCGUUGCUGAAUGAGAAGCUCGAUUCCCUGGUCAAGGCCUUGAGUGAAGAGGCGGAGGCUCAGGUGGUGCCCGCAGGUUCGGUGCCCGGCCAGGAGAGCGGCGGUUCGAGUCCCGCGGAGAGCGGCGGCGAGUCGGGUCCGGAGGGCAGAACGUACCGGUCCAAAGAACAGCUGAUGCUCCGGGCCAACAGCCUGAAGAAAGCCCUGAGGCAGAUCAUCGAGCAGGCGGAGAAGGUGGUGGACGAGCAGAACCGACACACGCAGGUCCAGAGGAUGUCGUCCUCGUCCUCCAUCAAAAGAGAAAACAGCGAGGAGCUGAAGGACGCCGAGCCCCGUCCAGGAAGCUUAAGUCCCACCUCCCCAAUUGUUCUUGAGAAACCAGAGAGCCUCCACUCCGUCACCUUCAGCGAGGACUCUGUACAAUGUUCGGAGAAGUGUGUGAUGAACAACUACUUCGGCAUCGGCCUGGACGCCAAGAUCUCCCUCGAGUUCAACAACAAGAGGGACGAACACCCUAAGAAAUGCAGCAGUCGCACCAAGAACAUGAUGUGGUACGGCGUGCUGGGGACGAAAGAACUGGUCCAGAAGACCUACAAGAACCUGGAGCAGAGAGUUCAGCUGGAGUGUGACGGGGUUCCCAUGUCUCUGCCCAGCCUGCAGGGCUUGGCUGUGCUCAACAUCCCCAGCUAUGCAGGCGGCAUCAACUUCUGGGGCGGCACCAAGGAGGACAAUAACUUCGGCGCUCCGUCGUUCGACGACAAGAAGCUGGAGGUGGUGGCGGUGUUCGGCAGCAUGCAGAUGGCCAUGUCCAGGGUCAUCAACCUGCAGCACCACCGCAUUGCACAGUGCCGCCAGGUGAAGAUCACCAUCCUCGGGGAGGAGGGCGUUCCCGUGCAGGUGGACGGGGAGGCCUGGAUUCAGCCGCCCGGCAUCGUCAAGAUCGUCCACAAGAACCGAGCGCAGAUGCUCACCAGAGACCGAGCGUUCGAGAGCACGCUGAAGUCGUGGGAGGACAAGAGGAAGAUUGACAGCUACCGCGGCGACAGGCCCCGCCUUAACUCCCAGCAGUCCAUGGAGUACCUGACGGAGGAGGAGUGCGCUCAGGUCCAGCAGCUGGGCAUCGUGGCCGACACGCUCAUCAACAAGAUCCGCGAAGCCGCCAAGACCCACAAGCUGGUGGAGCAGGAGCUGGCUCACGCCGUCAACGCCACCGCGCUGGUGCUCACGGAGGCCAAGCUGUCCUCGCCCGAGAGACGCGUUGCUUCCGUCAUAUUUUGGACAUUUUAUUGUCGCACUUCUUUGACGAUGACGCCGUCAUGUGACCCGUGUCCUCAGUGUCUGAGCCGCAGCACGGCCGUGGAGAUCGUCAACAGCAGUAAAGUUCUGCAGGCCGAGACCCGGACGCUGCUGGACGGGAAACUCCUGUCGGACUCUCCGGAGGAGGCGGAGCUUCGGACGACCCUGAACAGCCUCAGCGCCGAGCUCCACAAGCUGGACGACAUCCACUGGAUCUGUCCGCUGAUGCAGCGCCACGAGGAGGACUCGGUGAGGGUCAACAUCAAGAGCAGCAGCAUGAAGCUGAAGAUCAUCCCCAAGGUGAAGAAGGAGAGAGAGAAGCUCCACAAGCAGAAGUCCAACAGCUCUCUCUCGGGAAAUUGGGAGAUCAAAGGUGGGGCCGGCGAGGCCGAUUCCUCGGGCAACUGAAGUCUCGCAUGGGGUGCUUAAUACUGCCCCCCUGCCAACCACCCCUAUCCCAUAAUACCCUGACCACCGGGGGUUCUCUUCGCCUCUAACCGCGACACCUAGUGGCCUGACGGAGGUGUGUGGAAGCAGAGGAAGCUCCAUCUUCACCGACCGGUACGCGUCUCUUUCCCUCGUCUGCCGGGAGGAAAUCUCGUUUCUUCUAUUUCCUGUUUCGCCUUUUUUUUUUUUUUUUUUUUGUCGGAGGGGGCGUGGCUUCACCUGUCGGUCGUCCUGCUUUUUGGUUCUGUGGCGACAAAAGAACACGGGGAACCGCAGACGUUUUUUAAAUUUUAUUUAUUUAUUUUUUGACAGGGAAAUGUGUUUUUGUGGCGCUCUCCUUGCAUGUCGAGGCUCAUAAGUUGUUAUAACGUUUGGAUUAUUCUCUCUCUCUCUCUCUCUCUCUUAAAUCGUUUUUUGUUUCUGAACUUACGAAAAACAGCCUUCAGACUUUUUGAUUUUUCUCAGAAACCUUCAAAGAGCAUAAUUUAUUUCUCGAUGCUGAAACAAAGUGAACAAACUGAAGAAACAUCUGGACCUUUAUUAUCCUCAAUGUCGCAAAAAAAAAGAAGAAGAAAAAAAAUAAUAAACUGUGCUGAGGAAUGUA
Molecule: messenger RNA, 4532 nt
Organism: Cyclopterus lumpus (lumpfish)
Lineage: Eukaryota; Metazoa; Chordata; Actinopteri; Perciformes; Cyclopteridae
Product: diacylglycerol kinase eta
Exons: 31
Coding region: 530-3889 (1119 amino acids)
Biological process (GO): diacylglycerol metabolic process; lipid phosphorylation; intracellular signal transduction
Molecular function (GO): ATP-dependent diacylglycerol kinase activity
Source: RefSeq, a predicted model, not a curated record